UUUAUUCCACAACAUGACAGUAGAAACUUUUACGACUUCUCGAUCUUCAUUCAUUUAGAAUGGAGUUUGUUUUGCCCUGAUCUCUAUCCCAACCUAUUAUGAUGACAGACGCUAUUAGUAGUCGUCUGCUACAGCUGAACGAACUGGUAGCCGAGGAAUCGCCUCUUCGUGGCCAAGAGUCUGCAGAAAUCGCGAGAGAUCUGAGGGCUCACUGUUCUCAACUUCGCGAUGAAUCAGAACUGGCUCGCUGUUCAUCUAUACUAUUUGAUGACAAGACUGGUAUCAUACGCUUCCUCCAUAAAACAAUAGCCAAUCAGGAGUUUGUUGAGUGCAAGACUGAGCUGCUCAAGUUUCUUCAGUCCUACCUUGGACAAUUAAACACUAGAGUGAAUCCUUAUGCUGUAGCAAUCAAGGAUAUCUGUAUGAAGCUGUUAUUCCAAGAGAGUAGUAGCAAAGUAAAGAUAGAGACAUUUCUACCACUUAUUCAGCUUAUGCAGACAAAGCUUGAAAGUUCCAUAAUUGACGAGAUGGACAUUCCAAAACUAAUUGACAGGUACUUCAAAGCUUGUCUGCAAUCAUCAAAACAACAGUCCACAGUGCGGUUUUGGUUGUACACUAUAUUGGGUGUCUUUGCGGAGGUCUUUCCUGAGCACAUGUUAGGGAAUGCGGACCGCUUGAUCAGCAUCUAUAUCAACUUGCUGAAUUCUGAGAUGAAAAGCAAAGGGAACAAGUCACCAGAUAAACAGGUUAUAGCUGGCUGCCUCAAGGGGCUCUCAUCAUACCUUGUCAACUUCACUCAGUCUGCAGCUGAAGGGUCAAAGUUUGCAAGAGAUAUCUAUGAGUUUACCAGAAUGGCUAUUGACGUCCAGGGUACUUUGCAAAGAUAUGAUGUCCCAAGAGCUGGUCUCAACCUGCUUAGCAGGCAUGCUGGUCAGUUUCAGGAGUACAUAUGUACGGAGCACAAUAUAGUCUAUCCAGCAAUCUACCGAUGGUGCUGUCACCAGAACCGUGAAACAAAAUAUGCUGCUUUGGACGCCAUGGACUCAUUCCUGAAGCAGGUAUCCGAGUACAUUGUUUUAGAUGAGGCAGAGGCUGUGAACCCAAAAGAGGUUUUUAAGGAUUUUAUCCAGCGAUUCCGAGCGAUAAUAGACUCUGAUUCAAGCACCACUCAGCAAAUGUCCAUUGCAAUCCGGGGCUAUGGGUUCUUUGCCAAGCCCUGUAAGCUGUUCAUGACUGCGGAAGAUGUCAAGUUCAUGUUCACAGAGAUGAUGCAAAGAAGUGAGCAGAUCUAUCUCAGACAAAGUGAGAUGCAAGAAGACAGAGUUCAGCAGCUUCCAAACUUCUUAGAAGCGCUUUCUUUUAUCAUCGAAGAGCUAGACGAUAUAUCUGAUGGAUUCCUUGUCUCUCUUGAGAGGCUAAUUAUUGUGUUGUUUGAGAGCUUUCCUCGCCUUAGUAAAAGCGCUAAAUACCUGUGCCACAAAGCUCUUGUCAAAAUGCUUAUCAACAUUUCUGCUAAGGGCUCUGUAUUGAAGAACUUCUUGUCGGAAGUGGUUUAUCAAGGGCUGAUCAGGACCUGUUCACACCCUGUUCUUUUAGAUGAGGGUCCGGAUGUCGAUAAACAAGUUGGUGUUGUUACGGGUAGUCGGUCAGACCAGGUGACCUUCAAGGACUACCUGCCGCUAUGGGAACACAUGCUGGACAAAACGAAAUUCAAGAGUCUUAGUUUGUCGGAUAUAGAGAAGCGCGAGUCCCUGCACGAGCUUGUUUAUGAUGAGCUUGUGGGCGCCAUCUUGAGAAUCAUCCACAAGCUAGACCUAACCUCAACUAAACAUGGACAACAGGACCUUCAGACAUCGAGUGGCCAGUUGUCAUCUGACCAGGAAGAGCAGGAGGAGACCACAUCUGACCCAGUGGCAGGUUUACAACCUCGGGUGCAGAAGGACUUUCUGGUCUUUAUCAAUCUUGUGGACUUUUGCAAGGCAUUGUUACCAGGGCAGAGCACCGACUCGUUUGGAAGAUGGGUUUAUGUCUUUGGACGUGAUUUAAUUGUCAGUUCUUCACGAUUCCCGGUUGUAUCUGGAUUUUACAAGCUAUUGGAAGUUUGCAUGAAGAUUUGCAAAAGACUUCGUUUUUUCCAGAGCAUCAGGGCGGAGUAUGAGGUGACUGCCGAUGACAUGGAGAUAGUCGACACCUCAGACUGCACCAACUGCUUCAUUCUCUUCAGGAAGUUCAUCAAAGAGGUUUUGAUCAAGAUGAAGCAGUUCAAGGAGGACCUGCUCUCAUCGUGCCUCAGUCUUGUACUCUCUCUGCCUUACGAGAUUGUGGCUGUGGAUGUCGCAGCCAUUGUGCCGGCUCUUGAGCUGACCUUUAAGCUUGGGCUGAGCUACCUCCCCUUAGCACAAGCAGGCCUGGCCGCUCUAGAGGAAUGGAAUGCGUCUCUACCAGGAGAUGUGCUGCGUCCUCAUCUUCGUAAUAUCCUGCCUUAUUUGGAUGGCUAUUUGAAGAGCGCCACUGAUGCCGUUGAGGAAGAGCAAGACCAAGUUUCAAGAAGGACGGCAACGUUGAGGAGUACAUACUCCAGACUGGGAAAGAUUGUGAAGCCCGGAGAACAACCCCGGAAGGUAGGCGAGUCUUCUCUUGUCACGAUCCGUGUACAGAUUCUCCGGCUGCUGGGUCAGCUUGGCGGCCAUACGAACCUGUGCCUGCUUGGGUCUGAUGGCGGGGUGGAUUCGGGUAGCGCUGUGGCCUGGGACACGGUCAAGCACCUUCCCUUCGCUGUCCCGUUUCAGGACAUGAAGCCUACAAUUUAUCUGGAUCCUUUCUUGCCACGUGUUGUCGAGCUCGCCACAACUUCGAGCAAUCGACAGACAAAGGUAGCCGCAUGUGAGCUGCUCCAUACAUUGGUCCUUUACAUGCUUGGAAAGGGAGUAACACAACCGGAUGUUAAGAAGAGUCCAAUGCAGAAUCUGUGGAAGAAACUUAUUCCCGUAUUGCUGCAGCUUGCCUGUGACGUGGAGAGGGUCUCUGCCCAGCUCUUUCAUCCCCUAGUCAUGCAGCUUAUUCACUGGUUCACGAACAACAGGAAGUAUGAGAGCCCAGAGACCAUAGCUCUACUUGACGCCCUUCUGGAAGGCGUGGUUCACCCGACUGACACGAGUCUGCGUGAUUUCAGCGCCCAGUGCAUACGGGAAUUCCUCCAAUGGUCCAUCAAACAGACCUCUGCAAAGCAACUGGAAAAGAGUCCUAUUAACAUCAAGUCUUUACUGAAAAGACUGUACAGUCUUGCUCUCCAUCCAAACGCAUCUAAGCGUCUUGGCGCGUCCCUGGCAUUCAACAGUAUUUACACUGUCUUCAGGGAAGAGCGAUCACUGGUUGAUGUGUUUGUGCUUGAGAUACUAGUGACGUACCUUGAGAGUUUGGCCCUCGCACACACCGACGACCCUGCGCAAGGUACACAGGAUCAGUGCUCACAGGUGAUCUCACAUCUGGAGCGCAUAAUUAAAACAAAGGCUACACUUCUAGACAAGGAAAAUAAGCAAAGACGAAUUCCAAGGGGUUUUCAGAUGCUGGAUAGUAUAACCCUAAGCCACUUGAUUCCGCUUCUCAUCAAACUAUGUGGAAAACCACAAACUGAGUGUCGCCAUCAGUGCAUGAAGCUCGUCUGCCAAGUUACGCCUCUCCUACAUGGUAUCGGAUCAGCUGCCAUUUGGAUGAAAAACACGCACAAGGAACAUGACUCAUUCUUCGUGCGCAGGUUUGAGGGAGGAGGUGGACGAGGCAAUGGUAUUCUCACCUACCCCACCCUGGCGGAUAUGGGCGGAGCUUUCUCCCUAAAGGAAACCUUGCUGUGGUUCCACUAUCUUCUCGCUGCGUUGGACUGCUAUACGUGGGUGUUCGGGGAGCAGCUGCUCCCCCCAGCAGAUCUUCUAAGUCCGCGUGAAGGGUCAAAGUACUCCAGCGUGCUGUUUACUUCGCUAUCUUACUUCCUGAGUAACCUGGCCAUGCUUGGAAUCCAGGCCGCUAUAAAGUGCUUUCCAAAAACCACACACAUCACUGACGUUGCAACGCCCAAAGAAAUGGACGAAUACAACAGAGUCAAGUGCACUGUUAUAGUGCGCAUCAUGAACUUCUUCACUGUGUUGCUACAGGCCUACCCCGACCAGGGCUUCAAGAUCGUGCCAACUUCUCUAUGGUCGGAUGAUCUGUUCACUGUGGUCUUCAGCUGUGCCUUGGAACCUGCCCUGAUUGGCUUUAAUGUGGGAGACGUGGAGGUUAUCGAGAAGCUUCCAGAACAGACAAGUGCUGUUUGUAUCGCGCUCACGAAAUUGCCAGAGCCCCACUUGGCUAAUUUCAAAAAUUGCCUUGCACGGAAGCUGGCUUUAGGGAGUCGCUGUAAUCUGUUUGAGAAGCUGCCCAUCCCCCUAGCUGGAGAAGACUCAAGAGUUGAUCAUCUCUACUUGUCACACCUCGUGACCGGCUACAAACAACUGCACGCGGCAGGGCUGCUGAUGGAUGUCAUGCUAACAAGGGGUAGUACCAAGCCCCUCGAGUACGGGUCCCGGCUACUUAAUGCCGUGUAUGAAGGAGCCUGCAGGGCAGCUGUCAGAACCAGCGGUAGCAUUAUUGUGCUCAGCCCAGCCUCCCAUCAGCUCGCAUGCAAAUUGCUGGAGCUUGCAUUUGAUCUUGGAAUAGAACACAUAACACUUCAGCGAUGCAUUAUACAGACCACGCCUGACGGCUCCAGUGUUGGCGCCGUGUUUUACACGACCUUUCAGGCGAGCAUCAACACGUACUUAAUAAAGAAUGCACAAAGUCACAUCCCACAGCUGGUCUCCAUGGCAACGUCUUAUUCCUCACAUGUGUGCAGCAUUCUUAACUCCAUCCUGGAUCAAUUCAACCGCGACAAAACCUCCCGAAAAAGAUAUGGCAGCGUGGUUUGUGCGAGCAUCGUGAACUCAUGGGAGGUGUUUAGUAGCCUCUGGGACAUGUCUUCAAGUAGCGAGUUAAAACAAGCUUUGCUUGAAAUCAUGAAGAAACUACUGCUGUCAGAUCCCAAGUGUCUCAUUGAUCCUGCUAAGCCUGCCUUCCAGAUUGUUCUAAAAAUGUUCACUUCUGUCUUUGACGACAAAAAUCUGACGCUUACAUUCAAGAGCCGAGCUGUUGAGCUUUUUCCGUAUUUCAAGAACCUCCCGGACAAUUACCAGUCCCAACUGAAGUCUUGCAUCGACACUCUAGUCACGGAUAAUUUCCCUCUAAAGUCAACUGAGUUUAUUCCUGGCAGCCCUAGAUACAAUGACUACAUAGCAACGCUUGAUAAGCUACUCGUUACAAUGGUAACCUCAGGGAGUCUGGUACUGCUGCAAGUGAUAACCGCUGUACUCUGUCGAGAGGAGCGUCAUGUUCACGAGGAGGAAAUCCAGAAAUCUCUUGCUGCAUUUAUCCAAAGACUUGCACCAUCUUCAUCUCUAGUGAAAGGUGCUGUGGAUGUCACGUAUCGAAUCUUUACAAACGAGCGUGACCACACGAGUAACGUGCGGCUUGCCGUACUAGAUCGAGUAUCAGUCACGCUCCUCUGUAACGCAUCCAAGGCAGGCGUGUCAGAGUUCUUUAGUAGUCACGUCAAGGAGAUCAUGGAAAUUAUUGAAGCUAAGCAGCUGAAGACGUAUGACCCAGGGUUUGAGAGCCAGCUUGUGUCUAAGAUGUGCGCGUUUCGUAUGAUUGAAGUUCUGUACAGUCGAUUGGGUAAAGCAGAACUGAACAGUCCCCAGUCUUCCAUCAACUUAGCAUAUUGCCCAAAUGACAACACAGGCAAAGAGCUCACCAAGGCUAUCACCAAGAGCGCCCAUGCUGCCAAGAGCGAGGACAUGCGAGGAGAGACUGUCGCUUUUGAGCUUAGAAGACAGCUGCACUGUGCAGCAUACAACGCGCUUCUAGCGCUAAUAUCCUGCACACAGACAGAGCUAAAAUUCUACACAGCUUUCCUCUUCAACGAAAACCCAGUCAAGGGCCAGUUCCUCCUGGAUAAUCUGAUUGAUACGGACAGGAAAUAUGAGUUUGAGGUCGAACUGUCGACACCGCUUGAGAGGAAGAAGCAGAUGACGUCAAUCAGGAUAAACGCCCGAGUGCAAAGUGAUCAGGUGGAGGAAGCUUUGUCUCAAGGUCGGUCUGUGCGUUAUCUGUCGUCUCAGUAUCUCGCCGAUAGCAGCUUGAGUGAAGAAGUCAGUCAGUUCGACUUCUCUACACCAGUCCAGGCAUUCUCUGCUACAGACAUCACGAAGGUACAAGCAUCAGACAACCAGUACGAAGGGGAAGACUCUUAUGAAAUUGGUGAAGAUGUAGAGAUGGACGAGCUCAAUUCACACGAAUGUCUGACAAAAAUUUGCUCCUUGCUCACGCACAUGAAGGAGAGUAACAUAUCUCCACAACCAGAUAAGGGAGCGCUUCCUAAAGACAUGCCAUCUUGGAUGAGCGCUUUGCACAAGAAACUCACGAACUUUGAAACGCACCUCAACAUCCAGCUGUUUAUCGCGAAGGUUAUCAUCAAUCAAUCCCAGGUAUUUGAGCCUUACGCACGGUUUUGGUUGUCCCCACUUAUGGAACUAAUUCUCAAACUUAUCGAGGAAGAAGGCGAGAAUAAACGAGGACUUAACUACUUCGUGGUCGACCUGCUAGUCACUAUUCUCUCCUGGGCUACCACAGCCAUCCCAGAGGACUCAUAUGGCGAUCGCCAUCUGGCCAGCCGUCUUCUGCAAACGGUCAUGCGCAGGACCCACCAUGAGAACCGCGCGGUGUUUAAGAACAAUCUGGAGAUAGUCAAGACGAUGGUCGAGGUGUGGCGAGAGCGGAUCACCGUCCCCACAAAGGUGAUAUACGAAGCACUUUCAAACCCUCACCCUGAUAAGAAAGACAACGCUACUGGGAUCCAGCUGCUCGGAGUUGUCCUUGCAAACAAGAUUCAUCCAUUCAGCAGUGACUCGUCUGUUGAUGAGAACACGUUUUAUACAGCACUGUCAGACAACCUCACUUUCAAGUACAAAGAUGUCCAUGCGCCCGCGGCAGAGGUCAGCGGUAUGCUGAUGAAGUACCUGAUCGAGGAGCGCAAGGUCACUGAGUGUAGUUUGAUUGCAUUGGUGGAGGCGAAGCUCUCCCCUAUGGCAACCAAAGGGGGUAAAGACAUCGGCAAAUUCAUCACCUGUGUGCAUAGACUACAACUUAACUACCCACGAAUAGUGGACAGGUUCAUGAAGCACAUUAUGUUUCACCUGCCGACUAUCCAUGGCGUGUUCAAAGCGCAGUGCCUGGAAAUCGUCCUCUCCCGCGUCAGUGACAUUCCUGAUUUGUUCACUGAGCUACGCAGCAAAGGGCUCAAUGUCAUGUUCGAGCACAGGGAUGAAGGUGUGCAAGUCGCAUUACUCAAGAUUAUCCAGGGUCUCCUGGAAAAACUGAAGAUGAGUGAGAUUGAGUAUGUGGUGCCCUCCAUCGCUACCAUGGCAACCAGCUCUAGCACUGCAUGCCGGGAACUGAUGUAUGAUAUUUUCAUGUGGGUCUAUGAUACCUACAGAUCAGACGAAACAUUCCGUAACGAGGAGGGGUCGGAAGAGAUUCUUGCCACUGCUAAAGACUACCUUCUACGAGGGCUUGCAGAUGACAACAAAAUACUCAAACUAAAGCUGCAGAAUUUCUGGAGUGACGAGACACGACUUCCCAACACUACCCUUGAAAGACUGGUUGAUGUCCUACGUGCCAUGUAUUCAACUAACACUGAGCAACAGUACUUGAGCUAUACAACGAACUUGGUACUCCACUUGACCUCGUUUAGUCCGGACUUCGAAAGACUCAUGUUUGAGCAGCCUUUAUCAGAGUGCAAGUUUGAGGAAUACCCAAUCGACUACUCAUGGCAGCAGAGGCACGUUGUCAUGACCCCCCUGUUUGCCGCUACACAAGGAAGCACCCAGAGCCAUUCCCAGGGGGGCUCACUCGAGCCGGGUGCGCUCAGAGCUACGCAAUUCAGGGUGGAGUUCACCCCUACCAUGGAUCAGGGCCUGACGCAGGCGUUCGACUGGCUGAAUCCAAGCAGCCAGGCUGACUCUGUCCAGUCCUUCACGGUUGGCUCUUCUGAGGCCCAGUCCUCGCUCCUAUUCGGAACAAAACCCAGGGCAUCUCAGAGGAGCCUCAAACCUGUACCACACGAUUUUGGGUCUCGUCGGCUUGCCCCCACUCAAUCAGACUCCCAACAGGCCACCCCAGCAAUGGGUUCUCAGCAGCAGGAGAUCCUCCGACUCAAGCGUCGCUUUACCAAGGACUCCCAGACGAAGGACAGGCAGUAUUUUAUAAGAAUGCACGAAAAGAAACGGCAAAUGCUGCAGCAAACCCAGAGCCGCCUGAAGGCAGCCAGAGAGAGCCAGGUCGUCAUGUACCGAAGAUACCGAGCUGGCGAUCUACCGGACGUUCAAAUCAAGCAUUCAGAACUGAUAGCACCGCUACAGGCAGUCGCUCAGUGUGACAGCACUUUGGCAAAGCAGCUGUUCAGCGUCCUGGUACAAGCCAUUCUCAGCCAGAUGGACGAGAAACUGACCGAACAAGAUGCAGAGAAAACCGUGACCGACAUACAGGGCGCACUUGACAAUAUCAUGACGUCAUCGACGCAGUUCUACCCGCCAUUCAUAUCGUGCAUCGAGGAUAUCUGUUACCACAAGUCAAUGUUAAAACUUCAACCAUCUUCUGUGAGCACGGCGUCCCUUGCAAGCCUACAGCAACCUAUGGGUAUUUUGUUGCUUGAGAAGCAACUGCUGUCCCAGGAGGCGGAGCCUAAAAGCCAUAAGCGCAUGCGCACUGAGCAUUCUCCGAGCUCAGACACCACUGCUGCCUGGCUUGAGCUGGCAAAGUUGUACCGGUCCGUGGAGGAGUUUGAUGUGCUUCAUGGGAUAUUCAGUGACCACAUAGGAACCAAGCCUAUUACCCGGCUUGCACUGGAGGCAGAAGCUCGUGGAGACUAUGCGCAGGCGCUUAAAAUCUACAAUGAGGCCAUGUCUUGUGAUGAUUGGUCGAGCAAGCCCCAGCAACAAGAGGAGGACCUUUGGGAUGACGCAAGAAUGCAGUGCUUCGCUAACCUCGCCAAGUGGGGGGAUUUGGAGGAGUACUCAAAAACGGGUGUGGAUGACGAGGGAAACCCGCCGGAUCUUGACAAGAUCUGGACAGAUACGUACUUGCAGGAACACUACCUACCUUUCAUCAUGCGCAGUAGUAUCAAGUUGAUCUGCGAGGGAGAAGAAAGGCCUUGUUUCCUGGAAUUUCUGAGGCAUUCCAUGAUGAAUGAAGAGAGGAAAGCUUUUCUAGAGAGCCGAUAUGGGGAUGACUUGGCUUUGCUCUUCAUUCUUCGGGACGACUACGGUCGCGCACGAUAUCACGUGACUAAUUGCUUCCAGGCGUUUCUCAAGGACUGGUCUGGGCUGAGUUCCAUGAUGGUCAGCAGUCGAGCUUCCAAGCUUCAGUCGAUACAGAAAAUCACGGAAAUGCAGGAAUUCUUAGAAUUCGUGGUUAAAGAAGAGAACUUUUGCGGAACAGGAGCGCUGGAAGACCUUUUCUCCCGGUGGUCUGUGCGCUUUCCCAACUCUAAACUCCAUCCAAUCAGCGUCUGGGAUGACGUUAUCACAAACAGGUCUGUCUACAUGAGCAAAUUUUUCGCGAGAUUUGAGAUGGUGAAUGGAGGCGGUAGCAGGCCCGACUCUAUGGAUGUUGAUGGGGAGUGGUCUUGCCCUAGUGUUGAUGCGCUUAGAGAAAGAAUCACUCGAGAGGAAGUCGCUCUGCAGCUCAAAAUGGUCCAAGCCGCCAGAGAACAGUCCAAUUUCCCGGUUGCUCAUCGGUAUCUACGAGAAUCCCUCAAAUCCAUCAAAGACGUCUUGCAUGGGGACGAGAACCUUCACGUGAAGUGGACCCACGCUUACGCCGUCACACAACAGAAGAAAGCGCAUGGACUCAUGGCGAUUGACGCUGUACAGACUGCGUUGAGUACCGUGAGCAAGCUGGAUUCCCACACUGACAGUAAUACCCUGGCAAAUGACCCGGUCAUAGCAUUACGUCAUCACAUUCUGAGGAGCCGCUGCUUUGAUAUCCUCACCGAUGCGAUCGCAGGCGCAGAGAGUGUAGUUUUGUCAGCUCUUGGUGACAGCAACAUGCAGCGACUGGGGGAAGCUUGUGGCUGCGGCGGAGACGUCUCUCAAGAGAAGAUCGUGAGCCAGUUGAUUACUCGCUCCUUCACCUCGCUCCAAGAAGCUAACAAAGCCGCCAAACAGGCUGCGACUUCCAGUAGUGAUGGGAGCACUACCUGUAUGGUGGAGGCGAUGAUGGCAAUGGUGCCAUUCUGUGAUCGCGCGCUGCGCAGAAAAGAAGAUGAUUCCGAUUGUGCGCCCGAAAUCGACAUCCAGCGUUUCCCGGAGUUCGUAGUUCGUUACGUGCUGAAGGCAAUGGAGCAUGGGUCAGAGGAGGCCCGUAACCGGUUUCCAAGGCUGCUUCAGAUAGUUGAGCUUUACCCUCAUACCCUCGACAGCUUCGUCAAAAAGGUGGAGACUGUCCCGUGCUGGAUGUUCAUCGGCUGGAUCAACCAGAUGGUUGCAUUGAUGGACAAGAAGGAGGCGCGUGCGGUUCACGGAAUUGUGACGGAAAUCGCGAAAAACUACCCUCAGGCGUUGUGUUACGCGUUCAAGGUCAGUAGCGAGCAGUUUGUGUUUGACAGCAGCCCCGAGGGUAACACCAAUAGGAAAGCGGUUGAGAGAAUACGAAAGUUGCUUGAGUCGCCGCUUAUGGACAGUUUUAUCGCCGCACUGGAGCAACUUCAUAACCCCGAAAUGGCUUUCAAGGACUGGUGCGAUGGAGAAAUCAAACAGUUACUUCAAACAAAAAACAAGAAGGCCAUCAAAGAAGCGUUUCGUAGUAUCUACAAGCAGCUUUUUGACUCGAGCGUCAACAGAGCUACAGACUCGUCACAGCCGGCAGCAGAAGAAAUGGGACCUUUUAGGAAGAAAUUCUCCAAGGAGCAUGCGUCGAGGUUUGAGAAUAUAUUCGGUAAAGACGGCGAGAAGCUUGUAAAUAUGUCACUUAAGGAAUUUGGACCAGAGACCGCGAAACUUAAACAGCAGAUGGUCUCUAAACCCCCAGGAAAUCUCAAGGAGUAUUCGCCAUGGUUGACAAAUUUCCAGGCUGACUCCCACGCGCAGAAGCUGGAGGUGCCGGGUCAGUACACCGGUCAGAGCAAACCGAUGCCUGAAUACCACGUGAAUAUCGCAGGGUUUGACGAAAAGGUGCUUGUCCUGGCAUCGAUUCGUAAGCCGAAGCGAGUCACCAUCCGUGGUGAUGAUGAGAGGGACCACAUGUUCCUCGUGAAAGGCGGGGAAGACAUUCGACUAGAUCAGCGGAUUGAACAGCUGUUUUGCAUGAUGAACGAAGUAAUGUCCGAGGAUCCGGCAUGCAGUCAGCGUAAUCUUAGAUUACGGACGUACCAAGUCAUCCCCAUGACCCAACGGGUUGGACUGAUUGAAUGGCUCAAGAACACCAAACCACUCAAAGAGCUUCUUCACAUCGCGGCGACAGAAUCAGAGAAACAAGCCAUGGCUAGUGCCAGGAAUCUACACCAGAAAUGGGUCAACAAUUUUGUCGUGAUGGACAAGAAAAAGAAUGUUUAUCUAGCAGCCACUUACGGCAAUAUUUACAGGGAGGCAAAUCGAACAGAUACUGAAAGUGAAUUCAAGAAAAAACAAGCCCAAGUACCAUGGGAUUUGUUAAGGCGGGCGUUCCAGCAGCUGGCCGCUUCCCCUGAGGCCUACCUGACGCUUCGCACACACUUCGCUCGGACGCACGCGUGCAUCUGUAUCUGCCAGUAUGUCCUGGGCAUCGGCGACAGACAUUUGUCCAACUUCCUGGUCGAUAUGCGAACAGGCGGUCUGAUCGGCAUAGAUUUUGGACACUCCUUUGGAUCAGCCACACAGUUCCUACCGGUCCCUGAGCUGGUUCCAUUCCGUCUGACGCGUCAGUUCACGAACUUGCUACUCCCGCUCAAGGAGAGUGGACUGGUGCGAAACACGAUGAUCCACGUGAUGCGAGCCUUGCGAGGAAACCACGAGCUGCUUCUCAACACAAUGGAUGUGUUCGUCAAAGAGCCGUCCCUAGACUGGCAGAUGUUUGCCAGAAAGCAAGCGGAAGAUCAGCAUAUGGAAAUUGUUGUACCUUUUACCACAGACGAAGACCUUACUUGGUACCCGAGAGAAAAGGUUCUGACGGCCCAGCGAAAGCUAAAAGGGGCCAAUCCAGCAUUUGUGACAAGACAAGAACUGGAACUUGGUCAUAGAAGGCGUUCUUGGUUCCGUAAUCUGCAAUCGGCGUGUCUGGGAGAUCGCAGGCACAACGUCCGCGCGCAGAAGGAGGAGAACGAGUUAACUUCAGAGGCGCAAGUCGACUGUCUCAUCGAUCAAGCCACGGAUGUCAACAUUCUCGGCAGGGCGUGGGAGGGAUGGGAGGCAUGGGUGUGACCCGUACUAGAAAAACUUACUCAGGGCAGAAAGUCCAGCUAAUCACCCCAAUAUGUUGUCUUGUCAACAUUCUUUGAAGGGUAUGGGAGGCGCGGGUAUGACCCUUACUAGAAAAACUAAGAAAGACCAGCUGAUCACCCCCAAGAUGUUGUCUUGUUAACAUUCUUUGAACGAAUUCGGAGGCGUGGGUGUGACCCGUACUAGACACACUGACACAGUAUAUUCUGUUUUAUCCAUAAAUUCGCACAAUUCCAUGGAAACUCCGAAUAUGUAGUUGUAAACAUGCCAAUGAACUGACGAGUGAGGUAUAAAUUGACUGGUUUCAAUGGCACAUUAUAUACUCAUCGGUAAUAAAAAUUGCAUAGUCAAAA
This is a messenger RNA of Nematostella vectensis (starlet sea anemone), 12892 nucleotides long. RefSeq names its product DNA-dependent protein kinase catalytic subunit. Gene Ontology annotation, biological process: telomere maintenance; double-strand break repair via nonhomologous end joining; intrinsic apoptotic signaling pathway in response to DNA damage. Lineage: Eukaryota; Metazoa; Cnidaria; Anthozoa; Actiniaria; Edwardsiidae. The transcript has 112 exons. Gene Ontology annotation, molecular function: DNA-dependent protein kinase activity; protein binding. The coding region runs from base 99 to 12521 and encodes 4140 amino acids. The record is from RefSeq and is a predicted model, not a curated record. Gene Ontology annotation, cellular component: nucleus.